Penicillium malachiteum is the source of this 1440-nucleotide messenger RNA. RefSeq lists its product as uncharacterized. NCBI's taxonomy places the organism in Eukaryota, Fungi, Ascomycota, Eurotiomycetes, Eurotiales, Aspergillaceae. The record is from RefSeq and is a predicted model, not a curated record. The transcript has 2 exons. Bases 1 to 1440 code for a protein of 479 amino acids.
AUGUUACACCUGGCAUGCAUGCAUGUCAUCGCUGUGUUUCUCUUACCUGCCUAUCUUUCAUGGCUCGCGGCCAUCCUAUUAUACACGGGCGGGCUAAUUGAAGAAGAUUUACUGAAUAAAUUUGAUACGCUCUUCCUCCAUAUAAAGCCCCUCAAAAACAGCAAGUGGAACCACGAAGUUCACAAAGCAACUUUGAUUCUAAGCGCCCAGCAGAUGGUAACUGGGAUAGGAAUUUUGGCAGCGUCAUUUGCUACCUUAUCAACAACAUUGGUAGCAGACUAUCAUACUGCGAUAUAUCUUGCCUGGAUGUCAUCCAACGGCUUUCUUGCCACGCUGACACUUCAACGACAUUACUUGCAGAAAAACACCUAUAUUCGCGCUGUGAAGCUGUUUGCCAUGCUGAUUUUCUUGGCGAUGAUGUGUGCUGCAAUCUUCCCGACCACAAAUUUUGAGUGGGCUGAUCAUAUUCUGAUUCAACCUGCGUGCUCGUCUGCUUCAUCUUGCGUGGCAUUGACGACCUAUGUCCCGUCAUUGUGGCAUAGUGCGAGCAAUACAAACCUCAAUGGAAUGCUAAGUCCGCAAGGGGUCAUCUCAUAUAUUCUCCUUAUUACCAGUUAUACCUGGCAAGCGACAAUGCUCUUUGAAUACACUAAUAAACGCACACAUUAUAUUAUACGAACACCGCUGCGCUUGUUGGGGAGAGCUGUCCUUAAAAAAGCUCUACAGCGCCUAGAACCCUUGCAUCCUCGAUUAUAUGACUUCCGCUAUCGUCUUCUUCUUGGGAUUUAUCUCUUUUUUAUUGCUUGUCUAGACUUCGCUGGCUCAUUCGCUUGCUUCUUGAGCCUUGUGACUGUUAGUUUUGCCUGGGCCAACUUUGAACUACUUAUACCUCGACUGCAUGUUUUCCCCUCAUGUGUUCGGCACGCUCUGGACAAAUGGGACUUCGGUCAAAUAUUACCCCUCCUACUGUUGCUGGGUCCUUUUUACAAUUUUGUUGAACACCGGUUGCGUGACAGAAACUCAGAAAACGACAUAUCUACUAGUGGACCAGAGGACUCAUCAAAUCAAGGGAAACCUCCAAUCAAUCCGGUAUCAUCAGUCCCCCUGUCGACAAUAUUCAUGCAAUGUGAGCCCGCUGGAGGCACAACUGAGGAUACUGCUCAGGCCUUACUAGACCUUGAGGCUGCCAUACAACGAGAGGUAUACUCCAUAACCUAUUUCAAAGUUCUUCUAGGUCUUCUGUCUACUUUUGCGGUGGGAGUGUCCGUUGGCUACUUCGUUGAGACAAUCCUAGCGUACACUGGGCCUAGUGAGCCGUAUACGUGGUAUACUAGGUCCUGGCAUAUUCUUCCUGACGUUGUCGGUGGAGCUGCUGCAUUUAUUGGAAUUUUUCUUGUUGCCUUACUCGGUCCGUUUUUGAGUCAUCAUCUUUCUGCUUGA